This is a messenger RNA of Zea mays, 2550 nucleotides long. RefSeq lists its product as uncharacterized. Lineage: Eukaryota; Viridiplantae; Streptophyta; Magnoliopsida; Poales; Poaceae. The record is from RefSeq and is marked validated. The transcript is spliced from 7 exons. Gene Ontology annotation, biological process: gene silencing by siRNA-directed DNA methylation. Bases 294 to 2180 code for a protein of 628 amino acids.
CGCCAGCCCCGCUUCUCCCCACGGCGCGCCGCCAUCCCCGCGCACCUUCCUGCGCGCCGCCAGCCCCGCGCUUCCCUGCGCGCCGCCAGCCGUCAGCCCGCACCUGCGCGCCGCCAGCCCGUCACCGCUUGGAGACGCGCGCAGCCGCGCUUCCCUGCGCACCGCCACUCCAGCCGACAGCCGCGCUUCCGUGGCCGCGUCCACCGCCGCCAGCUCUGUGGUCGCGCCGUCAGCCAACCCAUCUGCCGUCGUGAGGUACUGAGGUUGCCUAUAUUUUCUUCCCCUUCUUGAAAAUGGAUCAUAGUUCUGACGAAGAUACAGAAAUCAGUGAUUCUGAGAUUGAUGAUUAUGAAGGAAAAAUUUAUGCAAGACUGAUGUCAGGAGAUUUAAAAUUAAAUAAGAAUGGAGAAAAUUACAUUUGUCCCUUCUGUAGCAGCAAGAAGAAGAAUUACAGUAAAAGUAGCCUGGUUCAACAUGCCUCAGGAGUCAGUGCAGCACCUAAUCGGGAGGCAAAAGAAAAAGCAGUCCAUCGCGCCCUCUUCAAAUAUUUGAAGAAUGGUCUUGCUAAAUCACCUGAACCAGGGUCACAUGCAACUCCUGUGGAGCCACAACCUCUUCAGAACCGAGACGAGAAGUUUGUGUGGCCCUGGAUGGGUGUCCUAGUUAAUGUGCCUACUGAAUGGAAGGAUGGGCGCCAAAUUGGAGAAAGUGGAAAUCGUCUGAAGGAGCAACUAUCACACUUUUGCCCACUGAGGGUCAUCCCGUUAUGGACUUUUAGAGGUCAUACAGGAAAUGCUAUUGUUGAGUUUGGAAAGGACUGGAAUGGUUUCAGAAAUGCGCGUACCUUUGAAAGUCACUUUGCGGCAGGAGGAUUCGGUAAGAAGGACUGGAUUGGAAAAAAGAAUCAAGGAUCCGAGCUCUAUGGAUGGCUUGCGCGGGCUGAAGAUUACAAUUCUCCAGGAAUAAUAGCGGACCACUUGAGAAAAAAUGGCGACUUGAAAUCUGUCAAUGAUCUUGCAAAGGAAGGAGCGCGUAAAAAUGACAGGCUUGUUGCUAAUUUAGCUAACCAAAUUGAGGUGAAAAAUAGGUAUUUACAGGAACUAGAAUGCAAAUACAGUGAGACAACUGCAUCACUUGAGAAGAUGAUGGGGCAAAGGGAACAACUUCUCCAGUCAUACAAUGAAGAAAUUAGCAAGAUGCAGCAGCUAGCUCGCAGGCAUUCUCAGAAGAUCAUUGAUGAGAAUCAAAAGUUGCGUUCUGACCUUGAGGCAAAAAUGAAUGAUCUUGAUGUGAGAUCCAAGCAACUCGAUGAGAUUGCAGCAAAAAGCGAUUAUGACAGAAGGAGCCUUGAGCAGGAGAAGCAAAAGAAUGCUAUCAAAUCGAGUCAUCUUAAAUUGGCAACAUUAGAGCAGCAGAAAGCUGAUGAGAAUGUGCUGAAGCUUGUGGAAGAACAAAAAAGGGAGAAACAUGCUGCGUUAAAGAAGAUUCUGAUGUUGGAACAACAAUUGGAUGCAAAACAAAAGCUUGAAUUAGAAAUACAGCAGUUGAAGGGCAAACUAAAAGUGAUGGAGCAUAUGCCAGGUGAUGAAGAUUCAGCGUCAAAGAAUAAAAUUAAUGAGCUGAGUGAGGCAUUGCAAGAAAAGAUAGAUGAACUGGAUGGAAUGGAGUCACUUAACCAAACUCUGGUUAUCAAAGAAAGCAAAAGCAACAUUGAACUGCAAGAAGCUCGCAAAGAGCUAGAAAAUGGCCUGCUUGAUCUUUCAGGUGGGCAGACACAUAUAGGAAUCAAGAGAAUGGGAGAGCUUGAUCUAAAAGCAUUUUCAAAGGCAUGCCAAAAGGAGCGUACAGAAAAUGCAGAAGUUACUGCUGCCUUUCUUUGUUCAAAGUGGGAGGCUGAAAUAAAAAAUCCUGACUGGCACCCUUUUAGGGUCGUCACAAUUGAUGGAAAGGAGAUGGCAAUAAUCGAGGAUGAUGCAAAGCUUCGAGCACUCAAAGAAGAACAUGGAGAAGAAAUCUAUGCAAUGGUGACAAAGGCGCUGCUUGAAACCAACGAGUACAAAUCAAAAGGCAGCUACCCUGUGGGGGAGCUAUGGAACUUCAAAGAAAACCGGAAGGUGACUCUGAAGGAAGCUGUCCAGUUUGUCCUGAGACAGUGGCGAACAAACAGGAGGAAGCGAUAAGCUCUCGGCUACUCAAUGCUCUUGGCUUUUUUUCCCCACCACCUGAUCCGAAAGCCAUGAGUUCGAGAGCUAGUAACCUGGAAACAGUAGUAUUAAUUCGUGAUAAAAUCAACAGGGCGAUACAGCCCUGUGGAUCUGUUCCUUGUUGGAUAUAAGCUGGCACUCCUAUUGCAGUGUCAGCAUCAGUGGACUCGAACGCCAUUAUGGCGUUAUCCUUGUGCCACCUUUGUAACAAGUAGUUCGUUCUUGUUCUUGAACCGUGUGUUGUAGUUGGCCCUUGGCCGCAUGCUACCGGCUCUGUACGGCUGUGCCUACAAAGUUGUGGUGGAACAUGCAGACUCAUAAUAAAGCAUGCUUGGGCUCUUGUGAU